This is a messenger RNA of Metschnikowia bicuspidata var. bicuspidata NRRL YB-4993, 1131 nucleotides long. RefSeq names its product phosphatidylglycerol phospholipase. The transcript has a single exon. Gene Ontology annotation, molecular function: phosphatidylglycerol phospholipase C activity. Bases 1 to 1131 code for a protein of 376 amino acids. The record is from RefSeq and is a predicted model, not a curated record. Gene Ontology annotation, biological process: glycerophospholipid catabolic process. NCBI's taxonomy places the organism in Eukaryota, Fungi, Ascomycota, Pichiomycetes, Serinales, Metschnikowiaceae.
AUGAGCUCUGCUGAUUGUUUGGUUGUGGGCCACCGCGGAUUCAAGAGCAAGUUCACAGAAAACACGUUACAUGGCUUCCAGAAGUGCUUUGACACCGGCGCUACCAUUUUCGAAACCGACGUCUGGACCACCAAGGAUGAGGUCUUGGUCAUCUCACAUGACGUGAAUACAAAACGUGUUUUCUGCGACGAAAAUGGCAACGAGACCGACUACAACAUCUUAGAGACCAAUUUCGAGCAGCUCAAACCACUACGCACGAUCGGGUCGGGCGAGCCGUUGUUGACUUUUCAGGAUGUGCUCCGGUGGUUUUGUCAGGUCGUGAAGGAGACUGCAAAUCCCAACCACAAGAUCAUGUUGGAUUUGAAAAACGCCAACCCGCCAAAACUCGUCAGGCUUCUUUUCGAAGAUAUGUUGGCCGUUCACGCCGACUUGGAGUGGUGGUUUCCUCGCAUCCAAAUCGGCGUGUGGAACUUGCGUUUUGUGAAGUUUUUGAACCAGGAUGACUAUUUCCAGCGCUUGUUUCGUGGAACAAAUGCGUAUCUUGGGUACACGUGUUUCCAUAUCUACCAUAUUUCGCUUAGCUGGCAAAGUUCGUUGACCUUCUUAGCAUACAAUGAGUACUUGGACACACUAGGAAAAGACCGAAUAAAGUUCAAGAUUGCAGGCGUGUCGCUAAUUUACGUGAGCACAUGGUCCCGGGAGUUUCUCGAAGACUUCAUGCCAGCUGUCAAGAAGCAAAAUUUGAACUUAUACACGUGGACAGUAAAUCGCGUGAGCCAGCUUCGCUACUUUUGUGCCAUUGGAAAAGUAUGGAAGCUCAAGGAGUAUGGUGUCAUCACAGAUUACCCAGAUCAAAUAGUGGAUGCACUUGCUGGCGAAAGGUGGAAAAACGCUGAAAAGCAGUUGCUGAUGGAAUCCUGGCCUUCAGGAGAGCAACAGAACGUGGUGAUUCCGCGGAGCUUUAUGUUGUUUGCGUGGAUAGCCAAGAUCAUGACGUACUUCUUUCAUCCAGCCCAGCUCUCUGUCAACCAGCUGUUUGAGUCCCCUGUGCUUCCUCAUGAAAAGCUUUAUGUCAGGCCGAAGUUGGGUAAUAGGAUUUUUGCAUUUUUGCAGGCUUGGGGCGUUUUCUGA